Messenger RNA from Poecilia latipinna (sailfin molly), 2521 nucleotides. Its product is annotated as inositol hexakisphosphate kinase 2-like. Gene Ontology annotation, molecular function: inositol hexakisphosphate kinase activity. Gene Ontology annotation, biological process: inositol phosphate biosynthetic process; phosphatidylinositol phosphate biosynthetic process. NCBI's taxonomy places the organism in Eukaryota, Metazoa, Chordata, Actinopteri, Cyprinodontiformes, Poeciliidae. The transcript has 5 exons. The record is from RefSeq and is a predicted model, not a curated record. The coding region runs from base 276 to 1784 and encodes 502 amino acids. Gene Ontology annotation, cellular component: nucleus; cytoplasm.
CGUUUCCUCUUUUCUUUGUUGUGAACCAGCAGCGUCCCCCCGAGAGCCGAGCGGAUCAUCACAACAUCAGCCUCUGAGGACACCGUGGCAACAUUUCGCAACAAUCCGCAACCUCAAUGCGACACACAAGGUCUUCUGAUCAGGAGAUCUGCAGCCCGUGAGCGUCCCUGAAAGACAGAGUCUCCUCCGGCCCCGAAAAAACGGACCCUCCACAUUCGUUCAUGGGUGUGUGAGGAGGCUUAUGCCCGCCGUAGGGUGGCCGGUGCCAGAGGAGGAUGAGUCCGGCUGUGGAGGCUCAGGCCCAGGAAGACAUGGAUGCAGAGCAGAAGCAGAAGCAGCAGCAGCAGCAGCAGCAGAACCAGCUGCAGCACCAGCCGUGCUACAUAGAGAAGGGAGUGAUGCUUGAGCCCUUUGUGCACCAGGUGGGGGGGCAUUGCUGCGUCCUGCGCUUCGGGGAGCAGACCAUCUGCAAGCCCCUCAUUCCCCGGGAGCAUCGGUUCUAUAAGACUCUUCCCCCUGCAAUGAGGAAGUUCACCCCACAGUACAGAGGUGUUGUGUCAGUCAGCUUUGAGGAGGAUGAAGAAGGGAAUCUUUGCCUCAUCGCCUACCCCCUGCACAGCGACCUGCCCACUGACGUCGAGAACAAAGACCCCUCCGCCGAUUGUGAUCCCAAGAGGAAGAUGCUCCAGCGCGGCCAAAUGGUCACGUCCGCACAGAUAUUGGAAAGCGAAAUCUACAGCAAGGACGGCCGAGGCCACCACUUUCGAAAAGGCCAGGACAAGAGGUGGCCCUCGCUGCAGGACUACCUGGAGAUGGAGCAGCCGCAGCAGGUGGACGUGCUCCACUACAGCCUGGAGCACAGUCACAGUAACGCCGCCCCGCAGCUCGAACACAACCCCUUGAUCCUCAAGUGUCAGCAGCAGCAUUUGCAGCGCAUGAAGGAGAACGCCAAGCACCACAACCAGUACAAGUUCAUCCUGCUGGAGAACCUGACCUGGCGGUACACGAUACCGUGCGUGUUGGACCUGAAGAUGGGAACGCAGCAGCACGGAGACGACACCCCUGAGGAGAAGAAGGCCAUACGCAUCCGUAGGUGCCAGCAGAGCACAUCGGCCACCUUAGGGGUCCGCCUCAGUGGCAUGCAGGUGUACCACUCUGACUCUGGCCAGUUCAUGUUCAUGAGCAAGCUCCACGGCCACAAGCUGACCGUGGCAGAUUUCAAAGAGGCUCUGUUCAAGUUCUUCCACAGCGGCCGGCGCCUGAGGCGGGAGCUGCUCUCGCAGGUGCUGAGCCAACUCAGGGAGAUGCAGGCCGUCCUGGAGUCCUGUGAGUCGUACCGCUUCUAUUCCAGCUCCCUGCUCAUCAUCUACGACGGGGAACAGCACAGGAGACACUUCUCCAGCACCGAAGACGGGCUCUCUGAAGGCGAGGAGGAGGACGACAAGGAGGAGGAGGAUGAGGAAGAGGUGGAAGCUGAGCCUAAAAUGGACGAGGACGAGGAUGAGGAGGAGAGCGAAACGGAGGGCGCGUCCGGCUCUCCUCACUGCCCGGCGCCAUCUAGCGACAGCAGCAGCGGCGGCAGUGGGAGCUCCAGCAUCAGCCAGUCCUGCUCGGACCUCCGGAGCCCUGUGGUGGAUGUGAGAAUGAUUGACUUUGCUCACACCACCUGCAGACAUUACCGCGAGGACAGCGUGGUCCACGAGGGCAAGGACAGCGGCUACAUUUUCGGCAUCCAGAACCUGAUCACCAUCAUCUCUGAGCUGGAGAACCACAGCACAGACUGAGCAGUCAGACGAAAAACACAUUCAGGCUCCAAGCCGCGGACUCAGAGCCUCGGUCCCAGGACAGGACUGCUGUAGCUGUUUCUUUACCUCCUCCUGUUUUCACCAUUGGUGCUUUUCUUUUUCUCUUUUUUUUUUUGGUGUUACCAUUGGGACUGGCAGCCAACCAAGAGUAACAGCAAAGAACUGUCUUUGUGAACGUCCCGUUUUAACCACAGUAACCAAUAAGAAGAAGGGGGACGACCGUGGAUACAAAGCCAUUGAAACGUCUAAGAUCAGCAGGUGUUCUCGUGUCAGAUUUCCAAAGAAAGUGUCAUUUUGCACACCCACUGACACACACACACACACACACACGUGGACAUGCUCUAAAAAGGGAGUGUGUGUUCUACCGAAACAGGGAGAAGCAGACGACGGAAAGUGUGAGGAGAGAAGCGGCUUUGGUUCUUCUUCUACAUGUUCAUCCUGCCGUCGUCGUCUCCUAAAGCGAAACAAAUCUCAGAGAGUUGAUAGAGAGAUAUUUAUUUAUUUCAUUUGUUUCAUAAAAUAAACUAAAAAUGUCAACAAGAAAAAAAAAGAAUAUGUAUGGAGGCUAGUACAUUCCAUAUUAUUAAUGUUAAAAUAAUGAUAUUGAUUAAUAUUGUUAUUUGACAUGGUUUGAUACCUCUCCCUCGUUUGUUUGCUUGUUUUUUCCUGUGUUGUCCACGAUUUCUUGGAGGCGAAUUAAAACCUUUGUGGUAGCA